This is a messenger RNA of Stegostoma tigrinum, 8545 nucleotides long. RefSeq names its product pleckstrin homology domain-containing family A member 2-like. Gene Ontology annotation, molecular function: PDZ domain binding. Gene Ontology annotation, cellular component: cytoplasm; membrane. NCBI's taxonomy places the organism in Eukaryota, Metazoa, Chordata, Chondrichthyes, Orectolobiformes, Stegostomatidae. Bases 399 to 1733 code for a protein of 444 amino acids. The transcript has 12 exons. The record is from RefSeq and is a predicted model, not a curated record.
ACUCGCUUAUAAACUCUUGAAAGGCUUUCUUCCCCAUUCUGCCUCACAUCUGCAGUUCAAAUAAUCUGAUCAACUGGUCUCCCUUGUCAGAAAGAGAGAGAAAACUUGGCUGACAGUUACAAUUUAUAGUUAACGUUGACAUCCGGGUUGGGUUUGUUGGUUAGCUCGCUUUGCUGACUUGUGUUCAUGUAAAUUUCACCCGGAAAAAGACGAGCGAAACAGACAAAACUUUGUGUUUAAUCUGCCGUUUGAACCCGCUGCGGAAAACAAAAGAGUCGGAUUUUAUUUUUUUUUGGAAAAAAAUCCGUGUUUGAACUCUGCAUUUUGCUCACAGGCUUGUGCAGUGUUGCUAGGCUGCGUGCAACAGAUUCUCCUGGUUCUCGCCUGUGUGAUGUUUAAUGAGAAUAGAAAUGCCAUAUGUGGAUCGACACAGUCGUGUUUGUGGGUUCCUAGACAUUGAAGAAGUCGAAGGCAGCGGGAAAUUUCUGAGGCGGUAUUUUAUAUUGGACACUUCGGACAAUGCGCUGUUGUGGUACAUGGACAACCCACAGAAUCUACCACCUGGAACCCAAUGUGUAGGCAGCCUGCAGUUACCUUACAUCUCCAAGGUCAGUGAAGCUACUGCAAAGCAGAAACCAAAAGUCGAAUUUUGUUUUGUCAUAAAUGCAGGCCUACGUCGCUACUUUUUACAAGCCAAUGAUAAAAAUGAUUUACUCGACUGGGUUGAUGCCUUAAACAAGUCAUGCAAAAUUACAGUGCCAAAGGGUAAUGCAAAUGACCCACAACCCAGUGCUGAGCCAAAAAGACCAACAACAGAAAGCCAGAAGCAGCAGAUCCCAUACAAGACUGAAAUCAUUGGAGGGGUAGUGGUGCAGACACCCAUCAGUCAGGUGAAUGGGGGCGAAAAUCAAGAAGCUGCUGAAUCGGCUACACAUAGUGGCUUGAAACGUUCCUUAAGCCACAUUCCAGUGUCCGGAAACAAGCAAACAUUAGGACCUCAGGUUUUGAAAAGUGGGUACUGUGUGAAACAGGGCAUUGUGAGAAAAAGCUGGAAGAGGAGAUACUUCACACUGGAUGAAAAUUUUUUCAGUUACUUCAAGUGUGAAUUGGAAAAAGAACCACUUCGAGCAAUACCACUUAAGGACAUACAAAAAGCUCAGAACUGUAGUUGCAGUCAAGCACUGAUGAGGGACAAUCUGUUUGAAAUAGUCACAACAUCUCGAACUUUCUACAUUCAGGCAGAUAGUCCUGAGGAAAUGGAAAGCUGGAUGAAAGCCAUCAAUCAGGCAAUCAAGGCACUCAAGUGUUCGAACAAUCCCACAGCUCCGGUUCAAUCCGCUUUCAUCAGCAGAACCUCUUCAUCGCAACCACUUGAUUCCCUGACUGCAUCAAACCCAUCCUGUUCAGUGUCGUUAUGGCCUCAGUUCAGUUCCAAGCCCCAAGGAGAAGAAAAACGACCUCUCUCCAAGUCUACCUCUGUGGUAUCGUCAUGGCAGCCAUGGACCCCUGUGCCAGGUGCUGGUGAGCCACCUAUGUCUCCAGUAGAGGAGGUGAGCAGGAAUGAGAGUGCCCUGAAAGCACCAUCUGAAGUAUGCAAACCACAGCUGUCAAUGAAGGAAGAUGUGAAUGGUCAGGGGAAGCGCCGCAGACACAGGUCACAACCUGCACCCAAAAAGGAGCAUCAAUUUGAGUACAACGUUGAUGAUGAUGGCAUCCGAACAACAGAUGUUUAAUGACAGUAAACUUGUCUUUUCCCAUUGUUUGUUUUAUCUAGGAUUAGUGACUCAAGUAGUUUUCGUUUCGGAUAAAAGUGCCUGCUUGUAAACAGCUUAGCUUGCCAGUGUCCUUGCUGAAGCUUCAUUAUUGAGUUAAGUCAGGAAACAGUGUUGGAGACUGAAGGUUCAAGAAGGGCAGCAAUAUCAUAUUUUUGUGUGGCUGCCCUGUACAUUUCCAUUCUUACUUGAUCCAACAGGAUAACAACAUGGCUGAGCUCUGGUAACUGAAAUGCAAGCUACCAAAGGGCCCAAUACAACCUAGCACAGCCAAUGGGUCUCUGUGAUACACUGAUGAUGAGGAAUGUAUUAAAAUUAGUGCAACUUUUACAUUCCUGAGGUGUAGCUGAGCCCUUUAUGCACAUUUGUCACUGAAACACUGGAAAACACAGAAGCACAGAUAUAUGCUGCAACUUUCCAGCCAUUGAGGAAAAUGGAAUUUGGAUUCUGCAUUCCUUAAUUGCGACAAUUAGCUGUGUUAUUUGCAGUUCUAAAAUCUUUGUUGCUGCCUUUCUGUAAAUGGACAUGGGUCAACUUCUCAAGGAAGAAGUGCAUCAAGAAAAGAGCUGUUCCAGUCCCAAAAUCAUCAUGUCCUAUACCUGCUAUUUCCUUCCUCAGGCAAGGCACGGGACCAGCAUUAGUUUUAGCCUAGUGUUCCCUGCACUGUUCCUCCGGAAGCAUUUCUAAUUUACUGAUCAGUAGGCCUUGUCCUCCCACUUUUCUACAUAUUAUUAAGGUUCAGGCAGAAACCAUCACUGACAUUGCAAAUGAAAACAGCUCCAAAGUGUCUCAACAUAAUGUGUGACUCAGUUCAAUAACCUCUCUAGGAUAGAGAACGCAGCCAGUGAAAAAUUGCAGUAACGCAUAAUCAGCUGCAAGGCUAAUACUUAAUUCCAUUCUCAACUAAUUUGUGCUGUUUGGGGCAAGUUUGUUUGCAUAAGAAAGAUCAAGUCGGGAAAUAAAAGAGCCAGAAUUAUCUCUUUGUUAUUUACUGCCUUUGAGGAGGAUAGCAUGGAUGUCAAGAGAAGUUGGGGCGGUGAGAAUUAUAAAGCAAAGUUUGGCAGUCGAUUAUAUUCAGGGUGAGGAAACGGUUUGUCCAGAUUCAAAUUACUGACCUUGCUGAGAUACACUGAAGUGAGGAAUGUCAAGUAUGGUUUGGAUCUUGUCAUGGCCCAGAGAAUAACUGUCCUGCCAAUGAUCUCUGCUGAGGUUUGCACAUCAAAAGUCCUCUGCAGGAUGAGGCACUGUUAAAUUGCUAACUUUAUACCUCAACAAAGAGUUUCCAGGAGAAGAGGGCAGAGAAUCAGAUUUGAGAAAGGAAAUAAAAGUAAACAUUGUGUAGAUUGAUGACUGACUUUACUAGAGAUGAUAGAAUGCUAGUUUCAUGCUGAUCUUUCAACUUGGUGGGCUUUAUUGAAUAAAGAACUUUACAGUACAGAAGGAGACCAUUUUAUUGCGUCUGGACUGACUUCUAAAAGCUAGUCCCAUUCUCCAGCCCUAUCUCCGUGGCCUUCUAAAUUCACCACUCUGAAAUAUAUCCAGCUCUGUUUUGAAACCUCCUGUGGAUCCACUUUCACCAUUUUCCCAGGAGCACAUUCCAAAUCCUAACAAUUCUUUGAAUAAAGCAGCUUCUCCUCAUCUCACUCCUUGCUCUCUUGCUGACAAUCUUGAAAUUAUAAUGUCUAGUUACUGACAUACCAACUUGUGGAAACAGAAUACCCUUCUUUACCUGGUCAAAAUUGUUUCUAAUUUUGAACAUCUCAAUAGGGUCUCCUCUUAAUAUUCUGUGCUGCAAAGAGAAUAAGCUCAUUUUCUCUCACCUUACCUUGUAUCAAAUAUCCCUGAUUCCUGGUAUCAUUCUAGUAAACCUCCUUUACACUCCCACAAGCACUUUAACGUCCUGCCUUAAAUAAGGUGCCCAGCUCUAAACGUAAUGUUUCAAAUGUGGUCUGACCAAUGAUUUGGAGGGGUGUAGCAUCACUUCCUUGCUUUUAUACUCAAUGACUCUAUUUAUAAACCCAAGGAUCCUAUCAGCUUUCUGAACAACUGUUUCAACUUGCGCGGCUACCUUCAGAGAAUCAUGCAAAUUAUUUCUGCUUCCAGUUUCCCAAUUUUGUUCACUACUCUUCAUGCAUUUACAUACAGAGAAUUUAACUCUGCCUUUAUCUUCUUCUUGCCCAUUGGAACACAACCAUUUCACUGUUCACUAUUUUUUAAUUCAAAAAUGUACUUUCUAUCAUAAAAAUCUUUAUGUACAUACAUAGUUACUAGAGUAGUUUGAUUCUGUACACAGUCAUUACAGAUACAGAAAAAACAAACCCAAUGUGUUUCUUACUUACAGUAAACUAUUUGCACAUGUUUCAGGCAUGAGGAGGGCCGGUGAACUGAACGGUUCCCCAUUUAACUUCAGCAGAAAGACCUUAGAUGGUGGUCGUUUCCUCUGUGUUUUGCUGACAGCUGCCCCAAGCUUUUGUGUAUCCCUUAGCACCACCUGCAACAGUUGGUUGAGGUCAACUCCUUCCUCUGGAUGACCAGCAAGUUGUGGGAAGACUAAAGAGCGCCUUUCACUGAAUUGAUGGUCCUCUAGGCACAGAUGAUGUUUUUCUCAGUAUACAUCCUGAGGAACAGACUGUAGAGCAGACUCCUGCAUUUUGGAGCUGCUCGGGACGAACAUCGACAAAAGUCACUGAAAACCACCCAUGCACAAACUCCACACACACAGUUGUUCAAGGUCUAACUGAACCCAGGUCCCUGGUGCUGUGGGGCAGCAGUGCUAACCACUGAGCCACUGUGCCCCUGUAUAAUCAUUUACCAAUUUAAAUUUUAAAUCAAAACAGUAACAGAAGUUUUAUUUUUCUUUAUUAAGCUCUAUGUGUCAAUGUAGUCAAUGUAAUGCCCUCCAACGCAAACUCACAAAUGUCUGAAAGUACCAUUCACCAAACGUUUGUUACUUCUGAUUACACUAUGGGGUACGCAGGCUCAGCAUCAAGGUUUUUUUUAACCUUAAGUUGAAUGCUAGGAUUUGGCACUAAAAACUGUGGAAGUAAAUACACAAAGUAGAGUGGAGUGAAAAGAGAUAUGUGUCUUUUUUGGUGAUGAUGGCUUGAGAGUUGGAUAUGAUGUUUGCUCAAAGAGCUGACAUGUAGAGGAGUACACACUUGGAUAUACAGUAAUCUGUAUAUUGAUUUUCCACCUCCACACCAAUAACGUAUUGGAUUUCCAAAUACACUGCCCAGGCAUUGUCCAAAGGCAGUGGUGGGGUGGGAUGUAAGAGUUCAGCUUAGUUCUUACACUUGACCAGUGCCCAGUCCCCCAACCCACAUGUAGACAUGAGAUGAAUUAUAUUAUGGUACUACCCAGGAUAAACAGUUGUGACUUUUGUUUCAAGUUUAGUCUGACUCCCACUUGGCUCAGGUGGCACCAUUGCAUCAAUUGACAACUUCAGACAAGUAAGUUAGAAUGGAUGAAGAAGAUGGGAAUGACUUUGUAUUUCUGUGAACCGUAGAACCUUGAAGUGUAGAAGGAAGUUAUUUCGGCAAGUCUGUCUGUCCACUUUCGUUGUAACCUCAUUUUGUUUUCCUCAUAGCUCAACAUAAUAAUCCUGUUCAAGCAUGGUUCCAAUUGCCUUUUGGAAGCUCCUGAUGAAUCUGUUUCCAGCUCCCCUUCAGAGGGUAUGUUUAAGUUCUGACCCGUCCUCAGUGUGAAGAAAUUUGUCCUCUUUUUCCCAAAGCAUCUUGUGUUUCUCUGCAAAUUCACUCUUGACAAAUUCCUGUGGGGAAGUCAUAAUUUCUGUGUCUUUCCUACAUGGAACCUUUAACCUAUAUUUUGGUGUACGCUUACUAGGGCUUUCUGUUGCUGUGGGCAGAGAGCUGAUGAUAAACCAUAAACCUUUGUGAACAUCCGCAUUUUGAAUGUGGAAUAUCUGGUACCUAAAGUUUCUGAGCUUUUCUGUUUCAAUGAGAUUGUCUGAAUAAACUUUCCCAAGAAAGGAGCAUGAGGAGGGGUAGGUGUGCUCAAAACCAAACAGUCACGAACUACAACUUCUCAGCAUGCUGAUUUCAGUCAAAAUUAAAUGCCUCAGUGUGUGACAAUGUCAUUUAAGACUGGGGAUAGUAAAGGUUGUAUCAACAUGAUUCCCCAAUGAUUAACCAGUUAUGACAUGUAAAGUUCACUUAACUCAAUUCACCAUUCAAUUCGAUAUUUGUGGUUGUAGUCUGUUUGUAAAGCAUUUCAGUUCUGCAGUAAGCUUCAGAAUGUACUCCUGCAAAAUACAUUGCUGAUCAACGAGGGUGGGAGCUCUGUAUUUGCCAUCCCUUUGUUAUGGGAGUGGCCACAGUCCUAAUUAACGGAGUCUCUGCAGUUGUACCAAUGAAAUAGUUAUCGUAGAACAUUAUGAUCCCAUUUUUCUCUUUAGAUUUGAGAAAUUGGGGAUUGUUUUGACUGGGUAAUGAUGUAAAAUGGAGUCGGCAAAUUGGCAGCUUGCAUUUCGUCUUGAUCCCUCAUUAAAUUCUUUGUAAUGAAAAUGGGGCAAUGGGACAAUGAGCAACCAACUCACCAAGACCAAUUUAAUACGACGGAUGAAGUAAAAACCACCUAUCUUCCUUUAAAAAGGGACAAAGAAAACUGAAUCUGCCAUCUCUGAUUUAUCUAAAAUUAAAUAUUCAAAAACAAGAUAAGAUUUAUUUUUCUGUGUUGUAACACCCAAACACUAAAAUAGAGAUGCACCUACAUGCCCAGCUGAGAUCUUAACAUUUACGUGCUUUCUGUCUGAACUACUGAUAGAUUUGAUUUGAAUGUUAGGACUCGAAAUGGCAACCUCAGGAAUGUGAAGCAGUUUAUAAAGGGCACUGGUGCUCCUUAUCUAUCCUGACCAAAAUCUCAGCAAUGGAACAAGGAAUGAAAUCUGAACAAGCAAAUGCUGGAAUUUGUGCAGCAUGAGAGAAUGUGCAGACUGUUGACGCUUUUGUCUUUCAUGUCUAGGCUGCUGAACAUUUCUUUCAUUUCUCACUUGACCAGGUGUUGCUUGGUGUCAGUGAUUCCAAGCCAGAUUAUCGAUUUAUAGAUAAAUCUACAUGAGCUGAAAGACUUGUGGUUAUUAAUUCUCUCCUCAUUCUUUGGGAAUGAUUCAAGAAUUGCAGGAAAGUAGCUGAUUUAGGUGUGCCUGCCUCCUGAAAUGGGCAGGUCAAGGUAACAGUUAUCUUUUAUCAAAGUUUUAUAAUGAAUGGAAAGGAAAAUAUGGUUCCAAAAUUUAAACUAAUAAAAAUUAGCUGUGUCUCAAAUUACCACUGUGCUUCAUAGCUAUCCUGAAGUCAUGGUUACUAAGAUAAAUACUUGAGAUAAUUUGUUCACUUUUGAAGUUGCAAUUUGGCCACGUAAAGUAUGAUGAUAUAUGAAUAUCAAAUUCAGAGCAAAGUGACUUUCAUUAUUGUGUUUUUAGCAAGUCAUGCAUAUCUCAUCUCUGUUGUCCUCAACAGAUAAAAGACCAGGCAAAGCAAUACCUGUUUUUACUUUAUAACUGAACAAAGCUGAGAAGCCUUUCAGCUUCUAGACUUUACAAGUUAUUUUAUUCAUACAUGAGACCUGAUUCAGAAAUGCCGAUGGUUUUUUGUUUCCACUUGGUCAGGAAUAAAUGGUUCAAGAGUCUCAGCAACAUUGCAUUUGUGCAUGAUUCUAUUCACAAAAUAAAAAUUAGUUGCUCAUACCCAAUGAAAGGUGUAAUAUCAAAUCGACUGCAACUCAUUGAAAAUAAUUGCUUGCUGAACCCAAUCCCAUAUGCAAGAACUAUGCAAGGCAAAUGUGUGGACUUGAAAGGACAGUGUGGCCUUGAUGCUUGGUCGAUAACUGAUAAUUUAGGAAAAGUGAGUAAUGCACGUGUACUUUUAGUAGCGAUGAUUAAAGCUUAUGAGAGUGGUAUUUCUAAAAGAAUAUACACCUUGGUUAAAAUUAUGGAAUAUUUUCAAUACUGCCCCUCAAAAACAUUACAAAGAUUACAAUUUUGGACUCGAGCCACCAAGUAGGUGGUCGUGCAUGUGGUCUGGUAGGCAAUUAUUGUUACUGUAGAAAAUCUUCAAUUUAUAUUUUGCCAAACAGCAUAAAAGGCUUUUUGCAAGGAAGUUAAAGGUGCCUUAAUUAGGCCAAAAAUUAAAGCAUUCAAAUGGAUUUACCCCGUUUAUCAGGCUCAACUACACUGUGAAUUUAAAACAGAUAUGCUGAAAGGUGAAGAUCAGUGCACAUUGUUUUAAACCGAUUUCUUUUAAGAAACAUUGUUUUGGUGAAUUCUUUGGUUAUCUUUCCAUUCCCAGCCUGAUUCUGUAGCUAUUUUUGCUUGGUUGACAUUACAUCAACAUUUUCUGGGUCUCAAUCUCCAUGUGUGCACAGAUCAAUGUUAAGUUUUUCAGUUCUUCUCUGAUGUUGUUCCAUUGUAACAUUUCAAAAAAGUUUAAAAAAUUGGAGGAAAAGUGUGACUGUAACCAAUUUGUACAUGUUUAUUUGGUAUUUUGUGCUCAGGCACCAAGCAUUAUAAAACAAACUUGUGUUUUCUUUAACUUAUGGACUACCCCAAUCUAAUAUGGGAGGUGGGUAAGGGAAACAUCUAGAUCAUUGAGAAUGGCAAGAAAAAAAACCUAUCAUCCAGACAAACAUAUUCUGCUGUAAUUCAGUGGUGACCGACAAUAACCAAUUGCUCCUGUAAUUUUGAUAAAUUUCAUUGCGAAUGGAUGCAUAGGUCAGUAGCAUUUGUUGAACUUAUGUUGCAUUAAACAAUUUCAAAUUUU